AUGUCAGAUAAUAACAUUGUUGGAAUAGAAUAUAAUAGAGUUACAAAUACCACCUCCACUGAUUUCCCAGGUCAUCAACAAAAUGGAGAUUAUGCAUGGGAUAUUGAAAAAUUCAAGAAUAAAUUUGAAAUUAAAAUAACCAAUAUGGGAGAAAGAACCGGUACAUUUGAUUUGAUCCAUAUAGAUACAUCUAUAUCCAAUGCUUUUCGUCGUAUUAUGAUUGCUGAAGUUCCUUCAGUUGCCGUUGAAACUGUAUAUAUGUUUAUGAAUACUUCAGUUAUUCAAGAUGAAGUGUUAGCACAAAGAAUUGGGUUAAUUCCAUGGAAUAUUAGUCCAGAUAAAUUGUCUUGGGUUGAUGAAUCAGUUGAUGUUAAUGAUAGAUUCACUGAAGAUAACACUAUUGUCUUGUCAUUAGAUGUCACUUGUACCAAAAAUCCAAAUGCUCCAAAGGAUGCAACCGAUCCAAAUGUAUUGUAUAAAAAUUCAAAUGUUUAUGCUAAGGAUUUAAAAUUUGAACCUCAUGGUACUCAAGCAGAAAAAUUCAGGGAUACUCCUGUAGUACCUUGUGAUCCAAAUAUUUUAAUCGCUAAGUUAAGACCAGGUCAAGAAAUUUCAUUAAGAGCUCAUUGUAUCUUAGGUAUUGGAUCAGAUCAUGCUAAAUUUUCCCCAGUUGCUACUGCAUCUUAUAGAUUAUUACCAGUUAUUGAUAUAAAAGAACCAAUUACUGGUAAAUUGGCAGAAAAAUUCCAAAAAUGUUUCCCACCUGGUGUUAUUGGUAUUGACUCCAAAACUGGUGAAGCUUAUGUUGCUGAUGCUAGAAAAGAUACUGUUUCUCGUGAAGUUUUAAGACAUCCUGAAUUUGAUGGUAAAGUUAAAUUGGGUAGACAAAGAGAUCAUUUUAUAUUUAAUGUUGAAAGUACUGGUGCUAUGACUCCUGAUGAAAUCUUCUGUAAAUCUGUUAGAAUUUUGAAAAACAAAGCUGAAUACUUAAGAAACUGUCCAAUUAGUCAAUAG
Messenger RNA from Candida tropicalis MYA-3404, 1014 nucleotides. RefSeq names its product DNA-directed RNA polymerase core subunit (gene RPC40). The record is from RefSeq and is a predicted model, not a curated record. Gene Ontology annotation, biological process: DNA-templated transcription. The transcript has a single exon. The coding region runs from base 1 to 1014 and encodes 337 amino acids. Gene Ontology annotation, cellular component: RNA polymerase III complex; RNA polymerase I complex. Gene Ontology annotation, molecular function: protein dimerization activity; DNA binding. NCBI's taxonomy places the organism in Eukaryota, Fungi, Ascomycota, Pichiomycetes, Serinales, Debaryomycetaceae.